Messenger RNA from Penicillium expansum, 945 nucleotides. RefSeq lists its product as uncharacterized. The transcript has a single exon. Lineage: Eukaryota; Fungi; Ascomycota; Eurotiomycetes; Eurotiales; Aspergillaceae. The record is from RefSeq and is a predicted model, not a curated record. The coding region runs from base 1 to 945 and encodes 314 amino acids.
AUGUCCCGUCUUUACCAUAUCUACAACCUCCUAAUCCUAAUUACUAUUCUCUAUCUAUCACCCACAUGGGCCCAAUCAGUGGAACCCACAGACCUGGCCAUGCCACAAUCGGCCUGGCACCCAAAUGGAGAGAUCGGGAUUCCAGAGGAAAUAACAACAGUAUGCCGACGAACAAUCGUCACAGCAUCAGCCUCCAACACAACAGGAAUACCCAAACCCUUCGACACACUCUCAUACAACUUCGCCAACUCAACCACGUGCAUCGACUUCUUCACAAAAUGGCGCGCAAACACAACAAUCUCAGACUGCAACGCCAUCUCCCUCCUCAUCGAGAACUCAAACGCCUUCUUCCACGCCCUCAGUUCAGCACCUGCAACAUCCCGCAUCCUGGAUACAUCCUGCUCGGCGAAUGUCACACAAUGCGCAUCCAUCAUGACCGCUCUCGCAGUCGAUCUCCUCAAAUCCGAUAACUGCGGCGAGGAUUAUGACGACGGGAACUCCGUCGUCAAGGGCACGUAUCGCGAUCUCGUCGCUUACGAACCAAUGUACCGCGCCACUUGUCUCACGAACCCUUCUUCCAAGGAUUACUGCUUUGUCGACGCGGUGUCGAAUUCAACAGCACCCGAUGAUUACAGUGUCUAUCUCAUGCCGCUGGGAACCCCGCUUACUGUCGGGGGUGUGCCGACUUGUAAUAAGUGUCUGAAGGCGACUAUGGAUAUCUUUUCGAGCUGGGCGAGACGGGACGGCCAGUCUCUUGAUACGACUUAUCUUCCAUCGGCGAAGAUUAUCAAUACGCAUUGUGGUGAUGGCUUCGUGUCGACUAAUGUCACUGUUGGAUCGGCGGAUGUCAGGGCUGGGGCGGGUCUUGCUGUCCCCUUGCCUAAGUUUGGAAUUGUCACUGUCAUGGCUUCGGUUCUCGGUGUCAUGCUGACAGGCCUGUUUUGA